AUUUUUUUAAUUUAAUUAACAAGGUAUGAUACUGUUUUUUAUACUUCAUUGAGCCGGUGUAUAGUAAUAUAAACUUACCCAGUUUGGGUUUUAGAAAAGAGAUCAUGAGCACAACGGAAAUCGAAGAUUUGACUGCAAAAAUGUCCAUAAACAGUCAAAGUGUUAAGAAACGUGAGGAUUACAUUGACUGGCAGGAGUAUUUCAUGGCUAUAGCUUUUUUGGCGGCUAAGCGUAGCAAGGAUCCCAGCUAUCAGGUGGGAGCCUGUGUUGUUAAUAAGGAUAACAAAAUUGUAGGCAUUGGAUACAAUGGUAUGCCAAUAGGCUGCAGUGAUGAUGACUUUCCUUGGGGUAAAAGAACAGAAUGUCCUUUGGAUGACAAACAUUUAUAUGUGUGUCAUGCAGAAAUGAAUGCUAUAUUAAAUAAAAAUUCAGCAGAAGUGAAAAAUUGCGCCAUCUAUGUAGGCCUGUUUCCUUGCAACGAGUGUGCCAAGAUCAUUAUACAAUCUGGCAUCACUGAAGUUGUCUAUCUUUCUGAUGAGAAAAGACACAAGAAAGAAUUUAUAGCCUCAAAGAAAAUGUUCGAUGCUGCUGGAAUUAAAUAUACACAAUUUAUACCAAAGAGAGCAAAAAUAGAAAUAAACUUUACUGGAAUUGAUUGGGACAGCAUGAGCCCAUCAAAAUGAAUUACGCUUCAUAUCUUGCAUAAUAUUUUAGUUAGUACCAAUCUCGGAUUUGUGAUAUUUUGUAAUAAUCAAGUACAAUUACUUACAACUAUUUUCUAAGGAAUAUUGUGAUACCUUAAAAUAAAACAGAAAUGUAAAUAAAUUUGUAAAAUAAAAUUUAUUACUUUAUGUACAAGUUGACAGGGGUAGUAUUACUCCAAUAUGUGGAUAAAACAAAAGACCAACAUAGCUGUUGAAUAAACAUACUGACUGAAC
Aricia agestis (brown argus) is the source of this 938-nucleotide messenger RNA. RefSeq names its product deoxycytidylate deaminase. Gene Ontology annotation, biological process: dTMP biosynthetic process; dUMP biosynthetic process. The record is from RefSeq and is a predicted model, not a curated record. The transcript is spliced from 5 exons. The coding region runs from base 105 to 683 and encodes 192 amino acids. Gene Ontology annotation, molecular function: zinc ion binding; dCMP deaminase activity. Lineage: Eukaryota; Metazoa; Arthropoda; Insecta; Lepidoptera; Lycaenidae. Gene Ontology annotation, cellular component: cytoplasm.